Rosa chinensis is the source of this 1416-nucleotide messenger RNA. Its product is annotated as putative RING-H2 finger protein ATL35. Bases 126 to 995 code for a protein of 289 amino acids. The transcript has a single exon. Lineage: Eukaryota; Viridiplantae; Streptophyta; Magnoliopsida; Rosales; Rosaceae. The record is from RefSeq and is a predicted model, not a curated record.
GAUGCGAAUUCCCACUUUGCUUCUUCUUUCGAUCUCUCACAUAUAUAGAUAUUCAUGCAUGUAGUACGUCCUGACCAACUCUUUUCUCAAAACAGAAUUACCUACUGUUUGGUGGGUUUCGAAUUAUGAAUUUAAAGCCCUUCCAUCUUCUGCUGCUCCACUUGCUGCUACAGCCACGCAGUCACGUCGUUGCGCAGGAAACCACUGAAUCACAGCAGAACCUCAACUCCACAGUGGCAAUUGUGAUUGUGCUGCUAGUGUGCGCCUUGUGUACCUCGGUUGGCUUGUUCUCCAUCUACAACCACCGUUGUGUGGAGGCGCACAUAGAUAUAGCCGGCGAAGGUAUCGAUUCCUCCCUCCGUCCACAGCAACAUCAUCGAGGUCUGGAGGCGGCUGUCAUCGAAAAGUUCCCUAUCUUGCACUACGCAACCGUCAAGCACCUCAAGAUCGGCAAGGGAGCAUUGGAAUGUGCAGUGUGCUUAAGCCAGUUCGAGGACUACGAAACCCUGCGUUUGCUGCCGAAAUGCUACCACGUCUUCCACCCCCAAUGCAUCGACCCUUGGUUGGCUUCUCACCUCACGUGCCCUGUUUGCCGCGCCAACCUCGCGCCCGAGUCCAACAAGGCAGCACCAGAAAAUGGUGCCUUUGUAAUUGCGGAUUUGGAUGAGAUAGUGAUCGAGUCGCAGUCGGCGGGUCAGUCACCUACUCCGCUUGGACAGAACACGGAGAGCUAUAGGUUGAGACUGCCGGAAGAGCUGGGGAGGCAGCUGCGUUCAAGUAGCUACGUCGAGGUAGUCUUUCCGAGGCUUGGGAGUUGCAGGAAGGGAUACAGGUACGGUAGUGAAGGGAGUAGUAGCCAAGAUGAGGAUGGUCAUCAAUUGGGCCAGUGGGAUUUAACCACCAUGUUACCGCCGGUUAUAGCUAGUAGUGGUGGUGCAGGUGAGAUGAAGACGCUGUUAGCGCCUGAUGAAUCCAUAUGUCGGCUUCCUGUUUGACUUGAAGAGGAAGGGGACCUGAACAUUGAGAAGCUCAGCAGUGACCAAGAAGUCCAAGAAAUCAAGGACCCUGACACGAAACUCAUUGUUAUCUUUCAUCGAUCCACAAGUAACUGGCGAGAGUGCGGAGGAUCUUCAUGUCCGCCGCCACCGGGUCCGGCGACGUGGAAGUGGUAGAGAGCCAUGAUCGGCCGUCCGGUGGUGAAGGAGCAGACGCGUUGAGAUGGACAGGGAGUCUUCCACGAUUUCCUUGGAAAUGAUUUCUCGUCCAAAUUGUACCAGUGGGAUUGAAAGCGCCAGAGAGAAGCUUGCGGCUUCUUCGAUAGUAACUUGGAGCCCAGUAACACCUCCAAGAUAGUAACCCGGAAGGCUGGAACGCAGCAUUUGAACUUCAAUAUCUAGUUUUCAUACAAAGUCUGCG